UGGAGAAUUAAGGAAAUACAAUCAUAUCAAGGGGAAACAACUUCUACACCACUUCAACCACGACGCCAAAAUAGCUAAUUAGGGAAGUUAAUUAGGGAGGUUAAUUACCGAUCACUGAGUCACUGUUUAUUUGUGAAUACGAACAUCAACUGACAUUGACGUAACAGAAGAAACAUCCUCAAUAUUUACCAUUUUUUGAAGACUAAAGCAAAAUAUUAUGCAGAACAGAUGUAUAACAUUGUUUGUAGAAAUCUGUUGUAGAAUUCCUGUGAAACAUUUGCUCUGAAAUAAUACUAUUAGCCAGGACUCGGAACAACACUGACUGGAGUAUCAAGAAGAGGGGCUUCUGUGCUGGUGAAACUUGGAUAAAUUUAUGUAAUUGCUGCUAGAAAAAGGUAACAGUGGACAGAAAUACAGGAACAGGAGUAUUUGUAAGGAAUUAAGUAUAACAAUAAAAGAGGAAAAAUAUUUUAACUGGGAUUUGAGAGGAAAAUAAUGGAAAAGAGUGAGAAACUUCAAGAAUUGGUUACCUCUGAACAAAUUAUAAAAGAAAAGAAAAAUUUGUCUUAUGAAUGUGACAUCUGUAAAAAGGUGUUCUCUAUCAAAGGUAACCUAAUUUCCCACAAAUGUAUUCAUGCAGGAAAGAAACCAUUGCACUGUGAUAUCUGUGGUAAAUCAUUCUCUCAAAGUAGUAACUUGACUGUUCACAAUCGUAUUCAUACGAGAGAGAAACCGUAUAGUUGUGAUAUUUGUGGUAAAUCAUUCUCUCGAAGUUAUGCUUUGAAGGGACAUGAACGUAUUCAUACAGGAGAGAAACCAUUUUACUGUGAGAUCUGUGGUAAAUCAUUUUCUGAUAGUUUCAAUUUAUCUGUACACAAACGUACUCAUACGGGAGAGAAGCCAUAUCGUUGUGAUAUCUGUGGUAAAUCAUUCUCUGUAAGUAGUUCACUAACACAACACAAACGUAUUCAUACAGGGGAGAAGCCAUAUCGAUGUGAUAUUUGUGGUAAAUCAUUCUCUCAGAAUAUUGCCUUAAAAAUACACAUACGUAUUCAUACAGGGGAGAAGCCAUAUCGUUGUGAUAUCUGUGGUAAAUCAUUUUCUGGAAGUAAUAACUUAACAAAACACAAACAUACUCAUACAGGGGUGAAAGGAAAAGGGUAGUCCCUAUAGUUUCCUGUUUGCUAUAUUUGUUUAAUAUUCCUGCGUUUUAUGCAAUGGAAAUUAUGAUUAAAAUAUUUCCCA
Octopus sinensis (East Asian common octopus) is the source of this 1245-nucleotide messenger RNA. RefSeq names its product zinc finger protein 239-like. The transcript has 3 exons. Gene Ontology annotation, biological process: regulation of transcription by RNA polymerase II. The record is from RefSeq and is a predicted model, not a curated record. Lineage: Eukaryota; Metazoa; Mollusca; Cephalopoda; Octopoda; Octopodidae. Bases 496 to 1164 code for a protein of 222 amino acids. Gene Ontology annotation, molecular function: RNA polymerase II cis-regulatory region sequence-specific DNA binding; DNA-binding transcription factor activity.